GCCCCUACACGGAAGAAAUAAAUUCCCCUUAGAACUCUUAUUCCUCCGCCGGAGUCUUCUCUCGUCGACGAGCGUCGCCCCCCUUCCUCCUCCUACCGGAGUAGCGUGGAGUGGAGAUCCAUCCGGACUUCGAUUGCUUCCUUAUUUUGUUGGUCCAAAUCAUGGGGAAAUUUAUGCAUGGACAGCCACUGAUAUCUCAUAGUGGUGUAAGUCGACAUCACUAUAGUCUUGCAGCUGUUGCUGUUGGCUUGGGAAUAGGAGUUGCUGGGUUAUGCAAGGUACUGCAUAGCGGUUUGGCCAUACCAUGGGUUUCUCCGAGGAAGUUCUUUUCGGGGACACAGGAAGUUUACUACGUUGGAGGUCUACGAAAUCUUGGCAACAAUUGCUUUCUUAAUGUUAUCCUGCAGGCACUUGCUAGCUGUGAUUGUUUUGUUUCCUUUCUAGAUAAUUUGAUCGGGACUGAUGACUUGCUACCUGAGGAAAAGACUGAAAGAAUGCCUCUUAUCUUUGCUCUAAGUUCCCUAUUGGAAGAGUUGAGCAUAGUGCGAGAUGAAAGAGUUGUAUUGAAUCCACAAGGAGUAAUGCAUGCUCUGAGUUUAUAUGUUAGUCACUUCAAUUUGACCAGACAGCAGGAUGCUUCCGAAGCUUUUCUUCAUCUUCUGAUCUCACUGAGGGAUGAAUUUUCCUGUUGUUAUGUACCACAUAGUUCUCUGGCAGACAUCACCCUGUCUCACUCCAAAGUAUACAAUCAAAGGGAAGGUAACCAGCCUGAAUGCAAGCGCUGGAAACAAAAUCUAUUUGGCCCCUUUGAUGGGACUAUUGGCAGCAUCUUGUCUUGCAGAAAUUGCUCGUCUGUGCUGUCAUUGGACUUUGAGAAUUUUCACUGCUUGCCUCUCUCACCAGUGCUUAAUACAAAUGGAGAUAUUAUCAGUGGGUGUAGUUUGGUGGAUUGCCUGAAGUACUUCACUGUGGUGGAGCAUCUUGACAAUUAUCGCUGUGAUCGGUGUUGGCAUAUUGCUGCUGCCAAAUAUCUAUCGCAUAAAUCAGAAGUUGAUGAGGAAAAAGUUGACAAACUUCACAACUGUGUCGACUAUGGCACUUGCAGUUGCAGGCAUAUGUUUUCCCCAGGGGAAAUAUUAUGUUCGGCAUCUUCACAAGGAACGAAGCAGUUGAUUAUCAGUCAGUGCCCGAAGAUUUUGUGCAUUCAUUUGCUACGUGCUUCAGUCAGUCUUGAUGGUGAACCCGUCAAGCAUCAGGGGCAUAUUUCUUUUCCUUUACUUCUCAAUCUAUCCCCAUUUGCGGGGGGUACAUUGAGCACUGGACAAGGAUUUGGACCUUUGGCAAUGAACGCGCAUAGAGAUGGCCAGCAAGCUCUCCAUCUGUAUCGGCAACUCAAUAUGCGGAUGCCCUUGAAUGUGUUACCUACUGGUGGGAACCUAUCAAGUCAGCCGUGUAAGGAAGAAGGAACAAACAAUAGUGGUGGCUCAAUUUAUGUGGGAAACAUUCAUGUGGCUAAUAGUUCGUCAUCUUCAUCACCACCGCUGCCAUUGCCAUCAUCAUCAAGGAGCAAGUUAUAUGGUCUCUCAGCCGUGGUGGAGCACUAUGGGAAAUGCGGAGGAGGGCAUUACGCUGUUUACAAGGGAAUAACAUCGAAUUCUAAUGCUAAUGAUCCAGGGCGACCUCCUGCAGGUCUUGGCAAGCGGUGGUUUUACAUCUCAGAUGGUCACGUAUCGCAAGUUUCAGAGGAUGAUGUUUUGGGUGCGGAGGCCACCCUCCUUUUCUAUGAAAGAUUGUAGAAACUUGUUGAGUAGCAGAUAUACUCGGAGAUGCAUCAUAGAAAUUGUAGGGCAAUUUUUUUUCCAAGAGUCUGUUUUUUCAUUUGAGCAAAUUUUGUUGGGUGGAGAACAAAUUAGGCCUUGUUUCGUGAUAUUGUAAGCGGCAAUCCACAGAUUGUGUAAUUUUUUUCCCCAACAACAACAGAGUCUUUGUACAAAGCUAAGUUAGGGUAGAUAAGAGAUGAAAUCUAUAAUAUUCAAUUAAAAAGAUGAUAAUAUAAGAUACUAGCAAUAGUAAAAAAUAAAGUAGUAACGGUAAAAAAGACUAAAGUGUAAGUUAUGAUUUUGAUAUAUGUAUUUGCUAACUUUUAUA
Messenger RNA from Phragmites australis (common reed), 2148 nucleotides. Its product is annotated as ubiquitin carboxyl-terminal hydrolase 27. The coding region runs from base 162 to 1796 and encodes 544 amino acids. Gene Ontology annotation, cellular component: cytosol; nucleus. Gene Ontology annotation, molecular function: cysteine-type deubiquitinase activity; cysteine-type endopeptidase activity. Gene Ontology annotation, biological process: protein deubiquitination. The transcript is spliced from 11 exons. Lineage: Eukaryota; Viridiplantae; Streptophyta; Magnoliopsida; Poales; Poaceae. The record is from RefSeq and is a predicted model, not a curated record.